This is a messenger RNA of Argiope bruennichi, 3188 nucleotides long. Its product is annotated as zinc finger protein 239-like. NCBI's taxonomy places the organism in Eukaryota, Metazoa, Arthropoda, Arachnida, Araneae, Araneidae. The coding region runs from base 937 to 2037 and encodes 366 amino acids. The transcript has 3 exons. The record is from RefSeq and is a predicted model, not a curated record.
UGUAAAUAACUGUAGUGUUUACUCAGUUGUGGUGUCUUUUGUGUUCAUGUUUUGUGCUUGUGUCAAAUAAAGCAAGUAUUUUAAAUGAUGGGUCUGCUGGAACUGAUUCAAGGUGUUAGAGCAGCUGGUAGCUAGCUGUUAAGAAUCUUUACAUAACAGCUAGAAUACUUUCGAAAACUCGUCAUUGUAAUAUUAGAAACAUGUGCAAAAUUCAAAAUAGUAAUCAGCAAAUUUAAAUUAACAAUUUUUUUUCCAGUUGUAACACUUCUAUUGAGUGUCUAAUAUAAUUCACUUCUUUAAUCAGCUUUUAUAUUGUAUUGGACUACCAUGCUAAUGAGGAUAUUUGCUGCCUUGAUCUAUGCCAUGCCUUCUGUGCUUGAGUAUCAUGUAGGAAAUAGUAUUAGCAUUAGUCACAUGCAAGAUACCAUGGAAUUCAGAGCUAUCUGACUUUUAAAAAGGCAUAAUUGUUAUCAAAGAAAUGGCUGAUUUUGAAGGACAUAUCUAAUUCCGAAGAUACAUUGUGAGGAAACCUGUUGAAUGCUGCAAUUUCAAAGUGUUUCCAUGAAAAGGAGAACGGCUGCGGAGUCAUCGCAUCUUUCUUUGUGAAAGGGACAACGAUAAGCAGGCGAUUUACAAAACUGGUUUCUAAAUGCAACAUACGGUGGAAUCCGGAACUACGAAAGUGAAAAGAACAAUUCUUGUAACUCAAGUAGAAAAGUGUAAUUCCAACAAACAAAUGUAAAAAUGCAUCUUUCCCUUCAGUCAUGACAGAAAACUCUUGUGUGUACUGAAUGCAUGCAUGCGUUUGUGGGAACUUUUGAAAUCCCGUUUAGAAAUUGAAUGUGAAAGUAAAUAGGCUACUUUUGAUUUUUUUUUUUUCUGCAACUUGCUUUGUUUGAAAGCUUGAAUUUUUUAUUGCUUUUAUUUUUUAUUGUAAUGGAAAAGCCACGUUCUGAUGAUCUAUGCAAUCAAGUUGUUCCUCAGGAGGAAAUUUCAAAGGUCUUACAUACUCCUCCAAAAAAGAAAUCAUAUUCAUGCGAUGCUUGUGGUAAAUUGUUUUUCAAGUGGUGUAAUUUAAUAAUCCAUAUACGGACACAUACGAAGGAGAAACCAUACACAUGUAUUGUGUGCUAUAAAGCAUUUUCUGCCAAAUGGUCUUUAAAAAAGCAUAUUCGGACACAUACAAAAGAAAAACCAUACUCAUGUGAUGAGUGUUAUAAAGCAUUUUCUGACAAAUUUUCUUUGAACAGGCAUACUCGGACACAUGCGAAAGAAAAACCAUACGCAUGCGAUGUGUGUUAUAAACUUUUUUCUGACAACUCGACUUUCAAGAGACAUAUUCGGACACAUACCAAAGAAAAUCCAUACUCAUGUAAUGUAUGUUUAAAAGCAUUUUCUGACAAUUAUUCUUUGAACAAACAUUUUCGGACACAUACGAAAGAAAAGCCUUAUUCAUGUGAUGUGUGUUAUAAAGCAUUUUCUGACAACUCUUCUUUGAAGACACAUAUUCGGACACAUACAAAAGAGAAGCCAUACUCAUGUAAUGUGUGUCAUAAAAAUUUUUCUUUAAAUUCGCAUUUAAAGGCACAUUUAAGGACGCAUACCAAAGAGAAACCGUACUCAUGCGAACUGUGUCAUAAAAAUUUUUCCGUGAGCUCGCAUUUAAAGGCACAUUUAAGGACGCAUACCGAAGAGAAACCGUACUUAUGUGAUGUGUGUCAUAUAGGAUUUGCUCGCUGUUCGAAUUUAAAAACUCAUUUACGAACACAUACGAAAGAGAAACCGUAUUCAUGUGAUGUAUGUCAUAAAGGAUUUUCUCGCAGUUCGAAUUUAAAAACUCAUUUACGAACACAUACGAAAGAGAAACCGUAUUCAUGUGAUGUGUGUCAUAAAGAAUUUUCUAGAAACUCCCAUUUAAACCAGCAUUUACGGUCGCAUGCGAAAAAGAAACUAUGCACAUGUCAUGUGUGCCAUAAAGAAUGUGCUAAUAAUUCGUCAUUAAAUAAACAUAUUCUAACCCAUAAGGAACAAAAAUGAUUUGAAUGCAAUUUGUGUAAUGAAGCUCUUUCCGACAACUGACAUUUAAGAAACAUUUGUGAUUGCACGCGAAGGUGAAACCGUUUGCGCGUGUGAUUUGUAGUAAAGCAUUUACUUGUAAUCCAAAUUUAAAGAGGCAUUUACGGACGCACACGAAAGAAAAACCGUACACGUAUCAUGAGUGCUAGAAAGCAUUUUCUGCCAAAUCAUUUUGCAAUAAACAUUCAUACACAUACGAUUAGAAAUCCUAAGCAUGUGAUAUAUGUUGUAAAGAAAUUUUUUUUAAGACUCGAGUUCAAAGACGCAUUCACUAACUGAUAUGAAAUGCGAAAUCAUCUGCAACUUCGGUAAAUGAGAAUUUUCUGAUGCUGAUGUUUAAAAAGUCUGCGGGUGCGUAUUAAAGAUAAACUGUUUAAAUAAAGCAUUUUUAAUAAGAAAUUUUCUUGCUUAUGUUUUAAAGAGACAUUUGCUGACACAUAUUGCAUCAAAAGCAGAAAUCGAAUAAAAAUGAUAUUGUUGAUGUGCUCUCUCUAUAAGAGUGUUCCAUCUUAUUUUCCUUGUAACACACAUAUGAAAAACUGACUAAAUAUGCCUUUGUGAAUUAUGGAGUUUAAAGAUCUUUUUGAAAAGUAUGAAUCAUACUUAGGGUAUUUAAAUUAAUAUUAAAAGUGAAAUAAUUUAUAAAUGAAUAAGAUUCCAUUGUGAUUCACAAAAUAUUCAUGCCAGUUUUAGUUAUUCUCUUAUCAUUUAUUAAUUCCUUUCUAGUAAUGUCAUAUAUAUUUGAAAUUUUAGAAAAUUGUUUCCAUUUUCUUUUACAAUACUUUCACGCUUUAAUUUCAUUUCAAUGCAAUUACAAACACAUACUUAUGGAAAGCUUGUUGUUGUGAAAUACGCAUUUAAAUCGUUUUAAGCGAAGAAACGUUUUACGGAUAUAUCAACACUGUGAAAGAAAUUCACGGUGGAAAUUUUACACAAAAUGCGGCUAAAAAUAAAAAAAAGUUUUGUUUUAUUUAAACUUUUACCUGAAGUAUUAAUUCUAAUUUAGUAUAUCACAAUAUAUUGAUGAAUUUAUUUACAUUUAUUGUAGUUUGUUGUGACAGAUUGUGACAGUUUGUUUUUACAUAACUUUUUAUGAAUAAAUUGUAUAUUGA